AGGGCUGGGGGAACAGGCUCUGCUCCUCACACGGACGGCAGGAAGGAGCACUCGGAGGAGAGCGUCGCGGGAGGGCAGUGACGAUGGACCUGAUCCCGAGCUUCUCCACGGAAGCCUGGGCGCUCCUGGCUGCCUGCCUGGGGCUCCUCUAUCUGUAUGGAACCUCCUCAUUUAGGACUUUUAAGAAGCUGAGAAUUCCGGGACCAACACCUCUGCCUUUUGUGGGAACUGCUCUGUCUUACCGCAAGGGUUUUUGGGCUUUUGACAUGGAAUGUUUUAAGAAGUAUGGGAAAAUGUGGGGGAUUUUUGAUGGGCGGCAGCCUGUGCUGGCCAUCACGGAUCCAGACAUGAUCAAGACCGUGCUGGUGAAAGAAUGUUAUUCCACCUUCACAAACCGGCGGUUCAUUGGUCCAGUGGGAUUCAUGAAACAUGCCGUCUCCAUAUCUGAGGAUGAAGAGUGGAAGAGAUUACGAACACUGCUGUCCCCAACAUUCACCAGUGGAAAGCUCAAGGAGAUGUUCCCCAUCAUUGGCCGGUACGGAGAUGUGUUGGUGAAGAACCUCAGGAGGGAAGCAGAGAGGGGCAAGCCUGUCACCCUGAAAGACGUCUUCGGGGCCUACAGCCUGGACGUCAUCACGAGCACGUCAUUUGGGGUGAAUGUGGACUCCCUCAGCAACCCCCAGGACCCCUUUGUACAGAAAGUCAAGAAGCUCGUAAAGUUUGACUUCUUAGACCCACUCUUCUUCUCAAUAAUGCUCUUUCCAUUUCUUACACCAUUAUUUGAAGCAAUAAGUAUCUCUAUCUUUCCAAAAGAUGCUAUUGAUUUUUUAACACAUUCCGUUAAAAAGAUGAAAGAAAGUCGCCUCAAAGAUAAUCAAAAGCACCGAGUGGAUUUUCUUCAGCUGAUGAUUGACUCCCAGAAUUCCCAGGAAACUGAGUCCCACAAAGCUCUGAAUGAUCUGGAGCUUGUAGCUCAAUCAAUUAUCUUUAUCUUCGCCGGCUACGAGACCACUAGCAGUGUUCUCUCCUUCCUUAUGUAUGAGCUGGCCAUGCACCCUGAUGUCCAGAAGAAACUGCAGGAGGAGAUUGAUGCAGCCUUGCCCAAUAAGGCACCAGCCACAUACAAUGCCAUGGUCCAGAUGGAGUAUCUUGACAUGGUGGUGAAUGAGACUCUCAGAAUGUAUCCAAUCGCUGGCAGAAUUGAGAGGGUCUGUAAAAGAGAUGUUGAAAUCAAUGGGGUGUAUAUUCCCAAAGGGAUGGUGGUGAUGAUUCCAUCCUAUACUCUCCACCGAACCCCAGAGAUCUGGCCAGAGCCUGAGGAGUUCCGCCCUGAAAGGUUCAGUAAGGAGAACAAGGAGAACAUAGAUCCCUACUUAUACAUGCCCUUUGGAACUGGACCCCGAAACUGCAUUGGCAUGAGGUUCGCACUCAUGAGCCUCAAAGUGGCGCUCAUCAGUGUCCUGCAGCACUUCUCCUUCAAACCUUGUAAAGAGACUCAGAUCCCACUGAAAUUAAGCCAUCAAGCAAUGCUUACGCCUACAGUACCUAUCGUUCUAAAGGUUGAGCCAAGAGAAGGAAUUGUAAGUGCAGCUUGACUUUCCCUAAGAACUUCUGCUUUGUCCUUCAAGGAAGCUGAGUCCAAGACAACCAGACAGCUCACUUUACUUUGGGAAUAAAAUUCAGAAAUGAGGAGGGAUUUAA
This is a messenger RNA of Choloepus didactylus (southern two-toed sloth), 1701 nucleotides long. RefSeq names its product cytochrome P450 3A12-like. Gene Ontology annotation, biological process: steroid metabolic process; oxidative demethylation. The record is from RefSeq and is a predicted model, not a curated record. The transcript has 13 exons. Gene Ontology annotation, molecular function: iron ion binding; oxidoreductase activity, acting on paired donors, with incorporation or reduction of molecular oxygen, reduced flavin or flavoprotein as one donor, and incorporation of one atom of oxygen; heme binding. The coding region runs from base 84 to 1595 and encodes 503 amino acids. NCBI's taxonomy places the organism in Eukaryota, Metazoa, Chordata, Mammalia, Pilosa, Megalonychidae.